Papilio machaon (common yellow swallowtail) is the source of this 939-nucleotide messenger RNA. Its product is annotated as O-acyltransferase like protein-like. The transcript is spliced from 7 exons. Bases 1 to 939 code for a protein of 312 amino acids. NCBI's taxonomy places the organism in Eukaryota, Metazoa, Arthropoda, Insecta, Lepidoptera, Papilionidae. The record is from RefSeq and is a predicted model, not a curated record.
AUGGUAAGCAAUGAUUAUACAACUUAUCUGUAUUUAGCUGCCGACCUGCACUUGUACAUAUUAGGAAUGAUAAUAUUCGUCUUAAUAAGAAACACAAAUUGGAGGAACGUGGUAAUGGCGACAUUGUUCAUCAUUGGAGUUGCUUUGCCAGGACUGGUGACAUACUUGUAUGAUUUAACAUUUUUGAUGAAGGUAUCUCCGAGAACGUUAAUGCGAAUUUUCAUAGAAGACCCAGCUUACAACUACCUAUACACACCAAGUUACACUAAUAUUCCUUCUUUCGUUAUGGGGUUGGCGCUUGGAGCUCUUAUCCAUAAUUUACAGAAAAGAGAUUUCAAUCUGGAAAAAUAUAAGAAGUUCUUACCUAUUUACUGGGCCAUAAUUCCUUGCUGUGUGGGAAUACUUCUUCUCAGCGGUGUCAACUACAUGGAUGGCCCGCCAUAUCCUUUGUACAUUCGAGUGAUUUUCCAUACAUUUUUAAGACCUGUUAUGGGGGCGUUGAUUGCCACUAUCAUUCUUGGCAUGGUGUUUAAAUUUGAUAACUUUUAUCGAGGGAUUUUGGAGUGGGACGGCUGGGCUUGGGUAGCCCGAGUGUCGUAUGGAGCUUAUCUAAUACAUUUGACUGUUGUAAGAAUCAUUUUAGGCAACUCAACGAAAUUAUUUACAGUAUCAUUAUUAACAAUCGUACCAGUUAUCGGUAUGGCGUACAUUUCAUUUUUAGGCGGAACAAUAAUAUGGUUACUGAUCGACGCGCCCGUAAAUCAAUUAGUCAAGAUUUGGUUGGAAAUGCCUACUAAAAAAAGCGACAAACGGAAGAAUGAAAAUAUUGAUGUUUAUAUUCGGAUUUGCCAAUCACCUCCGAAUGCACUCACGGAGGUAGUAAGGCUUGUCUAUAAUGAAUUACGACAUGGAGGAUCAUCAUCAUCUUUUGCUUUGUAA